AUGGAGAAAGAUGAGCCUCUCGUCGAACACUGGGACCCACACGAAUGGCUGAGGGACGAAGAUGAAGCAAAGCCCACGCGAGGUGCCGACACUGCCAAGCGAAGACGAAUCGAACGCGUGCGGCCGGCACUCCCCAUCGUCGAGCAUUGGGGCCUCGAUCCCCUGUUCUGGACCCACGUGAAGCUCUUCAUCGGGGACGCACUGACCAACUUGCCAUUAUCGGAACCGGAUGCAACAGAACCCUUCAACCUCAACGGCCACCCUGUGACGCGCGUUGCGGUGAUGGGCAUUAUCGUUGAGGCGCUGCCACGGCCGAGGCACCUCGCCCUGUCAGUUGAUGAUGGGACCGGUCGCAUUCAGUGCGCCUACUACGCCAACAGCGUGGACGAAGGCGGCGUGCCGUACUCUGACCUGCAGGUGGGCUGUCUGGCCAGCAUUCAAGGGAAGCUGCACCACUUCCGUCAGCAGCGAUCCAUCGCCAUCUAUCGCAUCGGCAUUGAAGAGGAUCCCAAUGCGGAGACGCAGCACAUGCUCGAUGUCGUCCGGCUUGGUGAAACAAUCUACCAACGACCUUCUCCCGUGUCCGCCUUCUCCAGGAGUGGGUGA
Molecule: messenger RNA, 606 nt
Organism: Acanthamoeba castellanii str. Neff
Lineage: Eukaryota; Discosea; Longamoebia; Acanthamoebidae
Product: OBfold nucleic acid binding domain containing protein
Exons: 6
Coding region: 1-606 (201 amino acids)
Biological process (GO): double-strand break repair via homologous recombination; nucleotide-excision repair; DNA replication
Cellular component (GO): DNA replication factor A complex; site of double-strand break; chromosome, telomeric region
Source: RefSeq, a predicted model, not a curated record